This is a messenger RNA of Micropterus salmoides (largemouth bass), 1047 nucleotides long. Its product is annotated as mucin-2-like. The record is from RefSeq and is a predicted model, not a curated record. The annotation marks the transcript as partial. The transcript has a single exon. Lineage: Eukaryota; Metazoa; Chordata; Actinopteri; Centrarchiformes; Centrarchidae.
CAUACCACAACAACUCUCCCUACAACAAAUCUCCCUACAACAACUCUCCCUAAUACAACAACUCUCCCUGAAAUAACAUCACCUACAACAAAUCCCCCAACAAUAACAACUCUCCCUACUUCAACUCCCCUUACAACUACAACUCCCUCUACAACAACUGCAUCUACCACAACUCCCCUUACAACGACUCAACCUACCACAACUCCCCCUACAACUCCCUCUACAACAACAACUCCCCCUACAACAACUCCCUCUACAAAAACAACUCUUCCUACAACAACUCCACCUACCACAACAACUCUCCCUGAAAUAACUUCACCUACGACAAUUCUCCCUACAACAACUCCCCCUACAACAACUCCCUCUACAAAAACAACUCUUCCUACAACAACUCCACCUACCACAAAAACUCUCCCUGAAAUAACUUCACCUACGACAACACCUUUCCCUACAACAAAUCCUCCUAUAACAACUCCCCCUUCAUCAACAACUCUCCCUGAAAUAACUUCACCUACAACAACUCCCCCUACAACUACAACUCCACCUAACACAACACCUCUCCCUACAACAAAUCCUCCUAUAACAACUCCCCCUUCAUCAACAACUCUCCCUGAAAUAACUUCAACUACAUCACUCCCCCAACAACAACUCCACCUACCACAACACCUCUCCCUACAACAACAAAUCUCCCUACAACUCCCUCUACAACAACAAAUCUCCCUACAACAACUUCCCUACCACACUCUUCCUCCAACAACUCCACCUACCACAACAACUCUCCCUGAAAUAACUUCACCUGCGACAACUCCCCCUACGACAACUCUGCCUACAAACUCCCUCUACAACACAGUUCCCCCUACCACAACAACUCUCCCUACAAUAACUAAAACAGAUGCACCUACAGAAAUUCCUCUACAAAUCCCUCUACAAAAUCUCUCCCUAAAACAGCAUCUGCCCCUACAGUCACAAAUCCACCUGACACAACUUCCCCUACCACAAGCCUUUCUCCAACAACUCCACCUACCACAACAACUCUCCCUAAAAUAA